This is a messenger RNA of Rattus rattus (black rat), 954 nucleotides long. RefSeq names its product calcyphosine like (gene Capsl). Bases 141 to 767 code for a protein of 208 amino acids. The record is from RefSeq and is a predicted model, not a curated record. NCBI's taxonomy places the organism in Eukaryota, Metazoa, Chordata, Mammalia, Rodentia, Muridae. The transcript is spliced from 5 exons. Gene Ontology annotation, molecular function: calcium ion binding.
GAAAGCCUUGAAAGGCAGGGCCAGCACAGGAAGACAGGUAAGAGGGAGAUACAGGACCGUGGGAGGAGACUAGAGUCCCCAGGUGCAGAAGUCCAUAGUUUCAGCUUGAAGCAGCCUGGGGCUACAGAUUAGCAUUUCAGAUGGCAGGGACAGCACGCCAUGACCGCGAGAUGGCAAUCCAGUCCAAGAAAAAGCUCUCCACAACCACUGAUCCUAUUGAGAGACUGAGAUUGCAAUGCCUGGCCAGGGGUUCUGCAGGCAUCAAAGGACUUGGCAGAGUGUUUCGGAUUAUGGAUGACAAUAACAACCGAACCCUUGAUUUCAAAGAAUUUCUGAAAGGCUUAAAUGAUUACGCGGUGGUCAUGGAAAAAGAGGAGGCAGAAGAACUUUUCCGGAGAUUUGACAGAGAUGGAAAUGGAACAAUAGACUUCAAUGAGUUUCUUGUCAUGUUAAGACCCCCAAUGUCCAGAGCCAGAAAAGAGGUAAUCAUGAAAGCUUUUAGAAAGUUAGACAAAACAGGAGAUGGGGUUAUAACCAUCGAAGACCUUCGCGAAGUUUAUAACGCGAAACAUCAUCCAAAGUAUCAAAAUGGGGAAUGGACGGAGGAACAAGUCUUCAGGAAGUUUCUGGAUAACUUUGACUCACCCUAUGAUAAAGAUGGGUUGGUGACCCCUGAGGAAUUCAUGAACUACUAUGCAGGUGUAAGUGCAUCCAUUGAUACAGAUGUGUACUUCAUCAUCAUGAUGACGACUGCCUGGAAGCUCUAAAUACCUGUCCCUGGAGACCAGGCCAUGUAUGCAGUCACGUGACUCUAAGUGAUUAAACUCCACCCCCUAACUCAGAACGAUAAUUUUUUUUCACUGUUCAUUGCACAGGCUCUUCUCUGCCAACACACUGUAUUUUCUAGGGAUGACAAAGGGACAGAAAUAAAGUCACUAAGUAACUAUGGGCUUG